AUGUUGUCACUUCCUCCGGAGCAGCUCUCUGCAUCCGGGUCGGCUGUUGCCGCUGUGGCUGAGGGACUGGGCCCGGGUCUCACCGUCGGAAGGGAGCGGGCUCCGCUCGGCGCUACCUUCUGCGACCUGGCCGUCAGCCCUGCGUCGCCGGCCUGGAGGGGCGAAGAAGACGAGGAGGCCAGGGGUUCCUCCGGGGACCUUGGCUCUCUGGGUUAUCAGGAGCUUGUAGUUGACAUUGAGUCCAGGCUGAGGAUGGAAGGUGUUGAACUUAAGGAAGAAUGGCAAGAUGAAGAUUUUCCAAUACCUUUACCGGAAGAUGAUAGUAUUGAAGCAGAUAUAUUAGCUGUAACUGGACCAGAGAGUCAGCCUGAAGUUAAUGGCAAUAAAGUGAGAAAGAAACUAAUGGCUCCUGACAUUAGCCUAACCCUGGAUCCUAGUGAUGGCUCUGUGUGGUCAGAUGAUUUGGAUGAAAGCGGGGAGAUUGACUUAGAUGACUUAGAUACACCAUCAGAGGACAGUAAUGAAUUUGAGUGGGAAGAUGAUCUUCCGAAACCCAAGACUACUGAAGUUAUUAGGAAAGGCUCAAUUACUGAAUAUACAGCAGCAGAGGAAAAAGAAGAUGGACGACGCUGGCGUAUGUUCAGAAUUGGAGAACAGGACCACAGGGUUGAUAUGAAAGCAAUUGAACCCUAUAAAAAAGUUAUUAGCCAUGGAGGAUAUUAUGGGGAUGGAUUAAAUGCUAUUGUUGUGUUUGCUGUCUGUUUUAUGCCUGAAAGUGGUCAACCUAACUAUAGAUACCUGAUGGACAAUCUCUUUAAGUACGUUAUUGGCACUUUGGAGCUGUUAGUAGCAGAAAACUACAUGAUCGUUUAUUUAAAUGGUGCAACAACUCGAAGAAAAAUGCCCAGUCUGGGAUGGCUCAGGAAAUGCUAUCAACAAAUUGAUAGAAGGUUACGGAAAAACCUAAAGUCUCUCAUUAUUGUACAUCCCUCUUGGUUUAUCAGAACACUUCUGGCUGUUACCAGACCAUUUAUUAGCUCAAAAUUCAGCCAAAAAAUUAGAUACGUCUUUAAUUUGGCAGAACUAGCGGAACUUGUCCCCAUGGAAUAUGUUGGAAUACCAGAAUGCAUAAAACAGUAUGAAGAAGAAAAGUUUAAAAAGAAACAGAAAAGAGUUGAUCAAGAGCUUAAUGGAAAACAAGAUGAACCGAAAAGUGAACAGUAAGUUUGGCAUCUAGUCCAAACACUGAAGAAUGUGCUGAUGAAGCAGUGCUUUUUUGCAUUUAUAAUGCAUUUAUUGGUCCUGAUUUUUAUGUAACCUGUUACAAAACUGACUUGACUUUUUCUUAAUGGACUUUUGUAUAAGGGACUGUUCACUGCUGUACUGGUUUGCAGAUCUCUUGAAUUUAGCUCUUUACUAGCUAAUUAUAUUGUAAUCAUUUUAUAUUUUAUAUUGCUAAAUAGCAGAGAACCACACUUUAUAUAAAGCAGUUUUUGCAUUUGUUUAUUAAAUGAUGCAUUUUCUUCAGUAAAAUAUUUAUAUGCCUAAAUGGAAAAGGAAAGAGAUAAUAUAUAUUUUUAUGUUUUUGAGCAGUAUUUUUUAAUGUAUACCUUUCUUAUGGAAGAAUAUGCAGGUAAAUAAGACCAUGAUUUUGUAAAAUGCAUGUUAAAAUAUUUGUUUUUGUAAAUGGUUAAAUACACUUCCUGGGUCACUCAGAAAAUACGCUCAUAAGGUGAGGGACAGUUAAACUGGUUCUCAUGAAUACCCAAAGGUCAUAUACAUAAUCUAAGUAGAUUAGUACCAUUCUGAGUUUUUUUCUCACUUAACAUUUAUUUCUUAAUUCAGACACAAAUACAAGUGUAUUGCACACUUUUUUUUUUAAACAUAAAGACAAGUCAAAAAGCCAUUUUUAGAAUUAGAGAAUUUAAGAGGUUAAGAAUUGGGGCUUGUGUAUAUGUAUAUAUCAGACAUUUUAUCUUCUGGCCAAAAGUCAGAACUUCAUAAAAAUUGUAGGUUUGUUCACUAAUGUGAAAUAAGCUGUGUGUCCAGGGUAUCACUCUCCUGAAUUGGUGUGAGUGCAGUGUAAUAUUCAGAGAAUGUGAUGAGUUAUUCACUGUCACUACUUUUCUUUAGAAAAUAGGGGCUGCUUUUCUAACUACUUUCAAUGUGGGCACUUUACCAAAAUACUUUCAUAUCAGGUGUUUGACCCAGUCAGAUAAGGUGUGUUUUCCCAUUUUCUGUUGAAUUAUGUUGACAGUACUGUAAAUUAAGUUAUUUUGUAAGUCUUAGAGCAUCAUCAUAUUAUGGUGUUUUGCGUUUGGUGUAAGCAUAUGAACUCCUUGUUUAAUUUGGUAAGUACCUUGACUCUGCAUUGAAAUUGUAUUUAUGCCCCAGAUAGAACUUAAUUACCCACAAAAUCAUUCAAAAACAACAGGUUGGUCUAAUACUGUGUCAUAUACUUGUGUGACUUAUACAUUUGGUAAACUUAGUACCUGCCUGAUUUAAGGGUCACACCACACUCCAGCCCUUCUUAUAAGGUAAUUUACAAAAGAGUAGUAAAAUUGAAGUGCAGGAGCUAAACCUCUAGGAUUUAUUUUAUCCUAGACUGGCUUUUAUCAUUGCUGUUUUUAGUGUAAAAUUUUCUAUUACAAAAGAGAAUUUCCUUUACUUUUUGUCCUCCUCAGUCAUAAACUUGACACAGUAACCCAAGUCCAAUUAUGGCAGAUGCUGGAGGAUUCCCAGGAUGAGACUUUCUUUAGCAGCCUCCUGACUUCACUUGGAUCCAGCUGCUGUAGGCAGAUCCUGAACUAAUGUCACUAUAGUCAAUAAAGCUAAAACCAUUAUUGCUUGCUAAGAUCUUAGAAAUACUUUGUGUUCAAAAAGCAAAUUAACAGUAACAGUUUAGGCUUUCCUUCUGAAUUUACGAAUAAAAGAUCAUAUUGAAUUUAAUUGUGAUUAGAGUCUAUAUUUGUAGAGUGCUUUAAGUGACCUUUCAUCAGUAAAAGUAGUCUUUCAUCUAUAAAUUUGUGUCUCAGUCAAACCUGGCUGAGCUUUUUAAAUAGGUGGCUUUCCUCCACAUUAAGUACCCAGUUCUUCAGUUGCAACACGUUACUGUUUAUUGACUUUUGCAUUUGCAAGCAUUGUCCCUGAUUAUAGAUACAACUCGUUGCAAAAGUGGUGCAUUUUCCUACAUAUUUUUUUAAAGUAGAGAUAGCCUAUAUUCUAUCAGAACAUUAAAAUUUAGAGGGAACAGUGAUACCAUUUGGGAUAUAACCAAAGGGAUGUGCUGUGAAUCACUAGAUUUAAAAGAAUACCUGUUCUAACCUAUACCUUGAUGAAAUCUGGUAUAGGGACAUGCCCCGUAAUGUUUCAUAGCUGUGAGACUUAAGAUCAUAACAAGUAGGUCAGAGGAAAAGCAUUUAUUAAACUGGUUAUUUGUAAUUACUAGCUAUGUGACAUUUUCCCCAUAUCAUUCAGUUUUAAUUUUCCAUUAGUGAUUGAGGUGAAAGUACAUAAAAUUGUGUUAUUUUAUCUUUCUGCUGGGAUCAUGGUUCUAACUUGUUUAAUUUGAUGCUUAUGCCACUAUUUUUUGUUGUGUUUAGGUUCUGAGCGCCUCUUCUUAGUCAAAAGUUUCUCUUAUAAAGUAAUCUGAUUGUGUUCUCCUUGGUCAUAUUCCUUAUUAGCACCAAGGGAAGAUACUAUAUUGAUCCCACAGUUUAAGCUUAAUAGUCUUUAACUGGGGGUGGGGGGAGUAUAAAGAAAUAUGAUUCCAAGUAGGGCCUAGCAGGACCUGGAAAGGAAGAUAACAAAACAAGGAAGUAAGAGAAAGAAAACUAUAAAGGGAUAAUGAGUUAGCUAAGAUUCCACUGAAUGUGUCCUUGUUAAGGGGAGUGCUGUAUAUGGCAGCAGUUGGUACCAUUUCUUGUAUCAAUCAGGAAGACCUGCAGGCUACAUACAGAAUAUGUGAAUAAGACUGUGGAGUGAAGGGGGCAAAGGCUGGUAAUACUUACAAUGAAAAUUCAUAUUUUCCUCUGCUUUGUCUCUUCAUACAAAAGCAAGUUUAAACAGGGAGGGUCAGCAAUUACAAUGCUCAGAUUGAAGUGUAGGGUUACGUUACUUUUGACAUAGCUGGUAAACAUUUAAUGUAUUGUUCCAAAAUGGACAUCACUCUUUAGUAACUAUACUGAAUACUGAAAUUUGCUGAUUGACAGGUAUAUAUAGGUUGCUAGACUUUCUUCAACUGCAAUUCCAGAAUUUAAAAAGGUAAGGAAUCUGCUUUUUUGAGAGUCUUCUUUUAAAUGACUGUGUUACUCUGGCUGUUUUUACGUGAUUGCUCAGGGAAUUUGAAAGUGUUUGAAUUAAAGGAGAAGGGGCUUUUUAGAUUUCUUCAAUUGAUAGUUAAAAAUUAGCAUUAGGAUAUGUCCAGUUUCCUAAUGAGAUUGGUAAAGUUGUAUAUAAGGUGACAGCAGCUUCAUCCUUUUCCCCAUGUGAUACGUGGAAAAUUGCUAACAUUGCUCCUACAGGAGGAGGAGGAAGUAGACUGAAAAUAGGUAGUUAUGGCUACCACAUUCUGUUUUGUUUUCAUGCCUAUUUUUUCUCAUCCUGUAUAGCUAUUUGAGAAGUGGAUCACAAAUGUCAGAAGGGUGGGAUAGCUAGAGGAAUUAAUGUCCUUAAAAGUUAGACCAACUAUUCUGUUAGAGUUUAUCUUGUAGGAACAGGGAUUGCGUAAUUUGAGUUGCUGGGAGAAAGAGUUAAGGACUUAGACUUGCAUGAGAAGGUCAGCUGGUACGAGAAGUGGGAGAUUCUCAGUGUUCUAAUAGUAAGGAAGAAUUACCUGGAGAGUCUUUCAUCCCCCUCUUCCCAUCCCAAGAUUCUGAAUGAGUUAGAAUCAUAUCAGUGGUGAGUCCCAGUAAUGUGAUCCUUUAAAAUUCUUAAUGGUAAUUGAAAAUAAUGUGUCAACCAGCAAGGAGUGACACUAAAAUUUGAACAGAACUGUUACUUUGUUGCAGAUAUAUAUGAUAGAUCUACUUAAUUUCUUACGUUUUGAGAACUACUUUUAUGAAAAGUUUACAUGAAGCACUUAAUAUAACACAUAAAACACCAGAAGAAAAUCAAAGUUUAAUGCUUUCAUUUACUAAAGAAUUAUUAUAAUAUCUGUCUAAUUCUAUUUUAUAAGACAUUGUACAAGAGGUUAAAACAUUUGCAUUUUGAAACUUUUAUGCGUUUUCACAUUCAGUGUAGCUAAGGAGGAACUUGGAAAAUAAUGUUAAUUAGCUACUCUACUGCACUUUUUGUAUUUGAAUUUUCUGAAGUUAUGUCCCUUAAACAGCUUAUUUACAUAAACUAGCUAGUAAAUAUUUGUGGUGUUCAGGGCACUGACUUGCACAGCCCUUGGGGCACAUGGAACACAAUUCAGAGUUCGUUAGACACUAAUGCACUUUGAUAUAUAUUUCAAAGAUUAAUACAUUUUUCUUACCAUAAAUUCACAUGCUGUCAUUUAGACACAGUUAAUGUACUGUGAUCAUUUUAUCACUGUUCAGAUAAUGUUGCAUAGCCUAGUGCUCUCCUUUUACAGUGAGAGAAAUUCAGUUCUGAAGACUGUGUGUGCAAGAUGUUGAUGUGGUCCCUGUAAGAAAUACUAAGGUUGGUCUUGAUUUACUAAGAAGAUGUAAUAUUUUCUUUUUCUCUGACUUGUUAGGAAUACAAUAACUUGUGUCCUGAUUUGUUGCACAUCGUAUUUUUGCAACGUUAAUGAAUUGAAAUAAAUUAAUUGGAAAGUUUUGGUUUUGA
This is a messenger RNA of Globicephala melas (long-finned pilot whale), 5790 nucleotides long. It is a transcript of the gene BNIP2, whose product is annotated as BCL2 interacting protein 2. The record is from RefSeq and is a predicted model, not a curated record. Lineage: Eukaryota; Metazoa; Chordata; Mammalia; Artiodactyla; Delphinidae. Gene Ontology annotation, cellular component: cytoplasm. Gene Ontology annotation, biological process: apoptotic process.